GCGAGCAUGAGUGACAAGACGAAAGCCUUGUAGAAAUAAACUUCAGGCAGUAGAAAAAAGCCAAACGAAUCCAAAGAUGUAGCUGGAGCUAGCUCUCCUGCAGCUGCUUCUCACUUACGUGCGUCUUUCCCUUUCCCUCCCGGCGUACCAUCCAACCAUGAUCGCCGGCGUCCUCGCGUUCGACCGCAGUAGCGGAUUUUUACGUUUCCACAAGAAGUUUUCCCCGAACUUCGGGCUCCAAGGCGGCACUCCACUGGACCCGGUGCAACUGUGCCUGCAGCUGUUUGUCUUCCAGACCUACGCGGAGGCGGCGUUGUCGCACUUCGGGAUGGUCACAAUGCGGGUGGUGGCCGCCUCGAACCUGUGCCUCUGUGUGCUAGGUCCCGUGGCUGCGGCGCGCGAACGCGUCGUGGAAUACUUGCUGGGUACUACGGAUAGUUGUGGUGAACAAGACGCAAAGGACGACACGUUUUCCUCUACGCAGAUGAAUGCUGCUGGUACGGAAGGAACGAGUCUUCACUUUGCCAGCAAACCACCCACCUCCGCAGCUGUACGGGAAGUCGAUUUGAGUGCGGUCUCGAAGCCUGCUUCUAAUGUUGAAAUCGUGCCACUUUGUUCAUCUACAACACCUGCGACCUCCUCCGCAGUAGCUGCCCGUCCACCCGUGGAACUGUCGACUGCAGCCGGGCGGAAAAAAUUUGCCCUGCAGGUCAAGACCGCGGUUUUGCGUGUCACAUUAGAAUCGCUCUUUCGCGCCGAAUGUCGCCGGUGCCCGGACGCAAAGUGGCUUGCGUUUGUGUUUUUCCAACCGGGAACAUCAAAGGGGGAGAACGCAGGAUUAACAUUGUCCUCCGACGAACCCGGGACUCCGGCUGUUCCUUUCCACCCUGCCACACCGAUGACGCAAGAUUCCAAUUCGAGUACAACUUUCGCGCGAACAAAGUCCGAGCCGGCUGGUGCGGCUGCUACAAGACCUGCUGCUACAGAGCAACAAAGACCCGGCAGCAUUGAGCUCCUUUCCGCAGUGCUCCCAGAGGAGCCGGUUUCCGGCCGCAGCAAAAUCACGACCAACAGCGCAAACAGGACGCGGUCGCGAGGGUGGUGUGUGCCGUGCUUGAAUCGGACCCGGUCGAGUUCGAACCCGAAAACACGGAACCUUGCCCGUAGCCGUGCGGGUACGGACAUCGGACUGCUCGCAGUGACGGCGAACAACGCAGUGACGCGAGCGAAUGUUGAAGGCGAAAGUGGACCAGCGACGUCUCAACAAGCCGUCAGUGGACAACAUCAAAACGAGGAGCUGCCCUACCCGCAGAGCACCGCGACGCCAGUCAUAUCCACCACUCUUGGUGCUGCUCAGCCCCAGAACAUGACAGUGUUCUUGCUUCACCAGAGCACAACUCCAGAGGAGAACAAACCCGAAGCAUCGCAAACAGACCAGAUGAAGCUUGUUGCCUCAAAUCCGCGGGGCCUCGUCCCCGACCACGCUUUGGAAAAAAUCAAAGAACUGUGUGUUGCUGAUGCCGGCGGCGCGAAUAAACUGUUAAAGGACAAACAAUCGCUAGCUUGGGCGGCUCCAACGGGACCUCGGUGUAGCUCGGAAGAAGCAGAGAAGCGGGAGACGGACUCGCUGGAGCGCGGUCUAUACCGCACAACGUCGUCCGCGGCGCCCGGGAUCAUGUUGCUGUCUUCGCAUUUUGUGGAUUUUUCCUUCGAAAAUUUUGUGGACCUGCAUCAGUGCUGGUGCAACACAUUGUCGAGCGGAAAGGGAUAGAAGUCAUGUUGGCAUCAAACAGAUUCACUACUUGCUGUCCUUGAUACAUCGUACACCAUACUUUAUUUAUUGCAUCGCCGUGAAACAAAAGUUGAGCUUGAGUACGACAGGCGGAUCAGGUAUAGGAAGAGGUACAAG
Messenger RNA from Amoebophrya sp. A120, 1909 nucleotides. Lineage: Eukaryota; Dinophyceae; Syndiniales; Amoebophryaceae. The record is from the annotation of a GenBank genome assembly.